AUGCCUUCUCAACCCGACGACAAGCGUCAGGCGGCACGCGAAGUUAUUGACAUUCUUCACGAGAUCUCUACACUUCUCAACACGGCUUUAGACAGAACUGAUCUUUCUCUUUGCGUCUCACUCAUCGAGAACGGCGUCAAUCCUGACGCCCUUGCUGAUCUGAGAAAAGAAGCCACAGCCGCUCCACAGCUCACCACGAAUGAGAAUGGCCUUGGUGAAUAG
This is a messenger RNA of Aspergillus caelatus, 222 nucleotides long. RefSeq names its product mitotic-spindle organizing protein 1. Lineage: Eukaryota; Fungi; Ascomycota; Eurotiomycetes; Eurotiales; Aspergillaceae. Gene Ontology annotation, biological process: mitotic spindle assembly; gamma-tubulin complex localization; microtubule nucleation by interphase microtubule organizing center. Bases 1 to 222 code for a protein of 73 amino acids. The transcript is spliced from 3 exons. The record is from RefSeq and is a predicted model, not a curated record. Gene Ontology annotation, cellular component: spindle; interphase microtubule organizing center; gamma-tubulin ring complex.